AUGGAACUCCUGCUGACAGGCACUUUAGUUCUCGAUGGAGGUACCGGUUUCCUCAAAGUCGGCUAUGCUGCUCAGAACUUCCCAGAACACCAAUUUCCAUCCAUAGUUGGCCGGCCGAUUCUACGAUCGGAAGAGAAGUCAGGCGACAUUGUGGUCAAAGAUAUCAUGUGCGGAGAUGAGGCUGCAGCGGCAAGAUCAAUGCUGCAGAUAAGUUAUCCUAUGGAGAACGGCAUCGUCAAGAAGUGGGACGACAUGCAACAUCUCUGGGAUUUCACUUUCUUCGAGAAAUUGAAAAUCGACCCGACAGGCCGCAAAAUCCUGCUGACCGAACCGCCCAUGAAUCCGCUGAAGAACCGAGAACAGAUGUGCGAGGUCAUGUUCGAGCGCUACGGCUUCGGCGGCGUGUACGUGGCCAUUCAAGCAGUGCUUGCUUUAUAUGCGCAAGGUCUAUCUUCGGGAGUCGUCGUCGACUCAGGUGACGGUGUCACACAUAUCGUGCCCGUAUACGAGUCAACAGUCCUGAACCAUCUCACCCGUCGUCUCGACGUUGCUGGCCGAGACGUAACACGCAACCUUAUCGCCCUUCUGCUGAGAAGAGGCUAUGCCCUGAACCGGACGGCCGACUUCGAAACGGUGCGUCAAAUCAAAGAGAAACUGUGUUACGUUUCGUAUGAUCUGGCUCUAGACCAGCGCCUGUCGGAAGAUACGACUGUGCUGGUCGAGUCAUACACGCUCCCAGACGGACGGGUGAUUCGAGUCGGUUCCGAACGGUUCGAAGCUCCGGAAUGUCUCUUCCAGCCUCACCUGGUCGAUGUUGAACAACCAGGCAUCGCUGAAUUCCUCUUCAACACAAUUCAAUCCGCCGAUGUAGACGUCCGCUCGUCGUUAUACAAAGCAAUCGUCCUUUCCGGUGGUUCCUCCAUGUAUCCCGGCCUACCCUCUCGCCUGGAAAAGGAACUCAAACAGCUGUGGCUGACAAGAGUCCUCGGUGGGAACCCAGAGCGAUUGAGUAAGUUCAAGGUGAGGAUCGAAGACCCGCCUAGACGGAGGCACAUGGUGUUCUUGGGAGGUGCGGUCCUGGCCAACAUCAUGGCGGAUAAGGAGAACAUGUGGGUUAGCAGGCAGGAGUGGGCAGAGCAGGGGUCGAGAGUGUUAGAAAAGCUGGGACCCAGAUAG
Molecule: messenger RNA, 1176 nt
Organism: Cladophialophora yegresii CBS 114405
Lineage: Eukaryota; Fungi; Ascomycota; Eurotiomycetes; Chaetothyriales; Herpotrichiellaceae
Product: actin-like protein 2
Exons: 3
Coding region: 1-1176 (391 amino acids)
Biological process (GO): Arp2/3 complex-mediated actin nucleation
Cellular component (GO): actin cortical patch; Arp2/3 protein complex
Molecular function (GO): actin filament binding
Source: RefSeq, a predicted model, not a curated record